GAGAGAGAGAGAGAUUGAAGGAAGAAAGGAGCUGAAUGUACUAGCUUGUACUAGCUUAUACUAGUUCUAAAAAACGGCAUCAAGUAAAGUGCAAACGUGACUAUUCUCAGACUUUUUUCUGAUUUACAGAAAACAAUUUGAAAAUUAAUAAGGAGAACGAGAUGGGUAAUUUUAUACGCAUAUUGACUCAAAAAGGAUAUACGAUGCAGAUUAUCUCGGCAUUAAAACAGAGGAACCUAAGAAAACAAAGUUUCUUUCCAUUGAAGAUUUUGAUCUCAAGGAGUUUGAGGCCUACAUGGGUUGGAGGCCUUCAAAAAUGAUUGAACCAGCAGAAGAUUUAAAUCUCAUAAAGAAAGAAAUUAAUCCAUUGGAUGAGAUAAUGAAAAAAAGUAUUAUUACACCUGGUUUUGAGAAAUUACGGUUUGUACCUCCUUAUGAAUUAAGCAAACGCCAACUGAAAGCUCAUAAACGACAUGAGAAGCGAAAAGCUGGAACAGGUGCGGAAUGGUUUAACAUGCGUGCACCUUAUAUAACACCAGAGAUUAAACAUGAUCUUGAAGUGUUGCAAAUGAGAUCAGCAUUGGAUCCAAAACAUUUUUACAAGAAGAAUGACAGGAUAGGAUUGCCAAAACAUUUCCACAUUGGCAAAAUUAUGGAUUCUCCAGUGGAUUAUUACUCUGCACGUCUCACAAAGAAGGAGCGCAAGAAAACAAUUGUCGACGAGCUCAUGACUGAUGCAGAAUUUACAAAAUAUAAUAAGCGCAAAUAUAAAGAGAUUAUUGAAGAAAAGAAGAAGUCUCACUACAAAGCACACAAACACGCGAAGAAGCUUAAAGGGAAAAAAAAGUAAUUUAUUAUCAUUGUAUCACAAAACUUUCUUCUUUUUAGAAGUGUACAAUAUGCAGGGAUUAUAUAUUUAUAGUAAUUUCACAUGUAUAAAUUUACAUGUAAGAUGUAAUGUAAAUUUAUCAGGUCAAUCUCAUUUCCCUCCAGUAAUAUCAAUAUCUGCUCCAUUGACAUAGGAACUAUUGUCAGAAACUAAAAAUGCAAUUAACUCUGCCACUUCUUGUGGUUGUCCUGAUCUCCUAAGUGCUAUUUGUUUUAAGAAUCCCUGUUUUUCCUCAUCUGAUAAAGAUAAGACCAUAGGAGUUUCUAUAUAACCAGGCAGUACAGUGUUGACUCGAAUCCCUAACCUGUAAAGAACAGACAAUUUAAAUUGUAUGAAUAAGAGAAGAAAUAUUUUAAGUAAAUGCUUUAAUAUUUGUAUAUGAAGACAUACUUUCCAAAUUCUUUAGAAGCAGUUUUGGUUAUAGAUAUUACUCCAGCUUUUGUUGCACUAUAGAUGCCAAGCAUAGGAAAUGUCUGCUUGGCUACAAUUGAACUGAUAUUGACAAUUGAAGAACCCUUUGUUGUAUCUGCUUCUAUCAUUGCUUUGACAGCAGCUUGCAUAACCAAGAAAAUACCCUUCAAAUUAACAUUGAUUAUUUCAUCAAAAUCCUUGUCAGUGAAGUUUAUUAUGUGUCCACGUGUUAUAAUCCCUGCAGAAUUCACAAUGAUGGUAGGUGGCUUGGAGAAUUGCUUUUUGACAUCUUUAAAAGUUGUUUCAACACUUGCUCGCUCAGCGACUUGCAUAUGCAGAGCAACAUGACCUGUACCUGUAAUAAUAAACAUACCACUGUAAGAAUGAGAGAAUAAUAUAAAAGAUAGUUAUAAAGUUA
This is a messenger RNA of Odontomachus brunneus, 1718 nucleotides long. RefSeq names its product deoxynucleotidyltransferase terminal-interacting protein 2-like. Gene Ontology annotation, biological process: RNA processing. Bases 296 to 850 code for a protein of 184 amino acids. Gene Ontology annotation, cellular component: nucleolus. The transcript is spliced from 2 exons. The record is from RefSeq and is a predicted model, not a curated record. Lineage: Eukaryota; Metazoa; Arthropoda; Insecta; Hymenoptera; Formicidae. Gene Ontology annotation, molecular function: RNA binding.